CCUUCCAACUCUUACUGUUUAAAAAAAAGAGACGGAUCGGAGUCUUUUCCUCCUCCCCACCUCCAGUCCCACCCCAGCGUCGCUGCAACCGGAGCGGACCUUCCGCCGACCCGCCAGAGGGCGCCAGAGCCGCUCUAUUAAAGACAUGUGGGCGGGGCUUCUCGUUUCUUCUCCCCACCCACUCACUUCCCCGCGGCUAGGAAGUGACGACAGGUCGUUGCCUAGCGCGGAGCGAAGGCUUCUGCGCAUGCCCGGAAGAGCCCAGCGGUUUUGGUGUGGGUGUUGGUGGGGAGGGGCGAAGAUGUCGGAAGGCGAAGACUACGAGUCCGUCUUGUGCGUCAAACCGGAGGUUCACGUCUACCGGGUGCCCCCGCGGGCCUCCAACCGCGGCUAUCGUGCCGCGGAGUGGCAGCUGGACCAGCCGUCCUGGAGCGGCCGAAUGCGCAUCACAGCCCAGGGCAACGUGGCCUUCAUUAAGCUGGAGGACAAGAAUUCGGGAGAGCUUUUCGCCCAGGCUUCCGUGGACCAAUUUCCUAGCAUCGCCGUGGAAAGCGUGACAGACUCAAGCCGAUAUUUCGUCAUCCGGGUCGAAGAUGGGAAUGGUACGAAGGGGCGCCGUGCAUUCAUCGGAAUUGGCUUUGUUGACCGAGGGGAUGCUUUUGACUUCAAUGUGGCACUGCAAGAUCAUUUCAAGUGGGUCAAGCAACAGACCGAGUUAGCCAAGGAAGCCCAAAACCCAACCCAGGGCCCCAAACUUGACCUGGGAUUCAAAGAAGGGCAGACCAUCAAGCUCAACAUUGCGAACAUGAAAAAAAAGGAUGGCUCCUCGGGAAGUAGGCCACGAAGUGCGGACUUCACGGGACUCCCCCUUCUUCCCCCACCUCCAGGGGGAAAGACCCCCUUCCUCCCCACACCUGAAGAAGAGCUUCCCUUGCCUCUUCCGGGAACCUCAGCAGAUGCUGUCCAAACAGUUUGCCAAGCAGAUGUUGCCGGGUCUCAGCCCUCACAGCCGCCAAGUUCUUCAAGAGAAGCUUUUGCAGACAUCUGGGGAGAUUUCACUAAAGCUUCCGGGUCCGGCUCUCAACCUCAGCAGAACUCCGACUGGGUCCAGUUCUGAAGCAGAGGCCCGAAAGCCAAAGAGUGGGACCCCCCCCUUUUGUAACCCAGAGACCGGGAGAUGGGCCGCGUACCCCGUUGCCUCUUCCGACGGAUCCUCUGCCUGGAUGGGUUUCGGCUUUGGCUUCGGACCUUGUGGCGAGGCAGAGGAGGGCUUCCCUGCCGAUCACCUCGCGCUCUCUCUCUCUCUCUCUUCCGCCAGCACCUGGGACUUGUGUGGUUUGUGUGAGUGUGUGUUUUGUGUGUGUGUGUAGGGGGCUGCAGUGGUUUAAGUGCCAGCCCGCCGUUUGUGAAGCGGAGAUUUUCUCCGCCUGCUCUUCUGUCUCCCUUCCUUCCCAAGGGGGACCACUGUACUUUGGUGGGGGCUGUGCACAGUUGUGCCGACUCCUCGGCCGAGCCAUAGGAUAACCAACAAUGUUGGUUUAGGGCUCAAGAAGAACCCAAAAGUGUUGGGGAAAGCAUCCGCUGCUUUUGGGAAAGGACUCCAUCCCUUUUCUCCUUGCUGGACUCCUGUCGGGUCACUUGAGUCCAGUUUUGACCGUCUCUCCUGCACUCCGUUUCCGAAUUAAAAAAAAAACUUUUCCCGCCAA
Molecule: messenger RNA, 1706 nt
Organism: Pantherophis guttatus
Lineage: Eukaryota; Metazoa; Chordata; Lepidosauria; Squamata; Colubridae
Gene: NECAP2
Product: NECAP endocytosis associated 2
Biological process (GO): endocytosis
Cellular component (GO): membrane; clathrin vesicle coat
Source: RefSeq, a predicted model, not a curated record